This is a messenger RNA of Spirometra erinaceieuropaei, 1113 nucleotides long. The record is from the annotation of a GenBank genome assembly. NCBI's taxonomy places the organism in Eukaryota, Metazoa, Platyhelminthes, Cestoda, Diphyllobothriidea, Diphyllobothriidae.
AUGGCGAACGGUUAUCCUCGAAAUUUUAUAGAACGCAACAGGCAGCCUGCGCCAAGCCGAAGCCCAGUGACAGAACGACCAAAAGUCUGGCGAGCCCUUCCCUACAUUGACGGCGUCUCUGAGGCGGUCUCCCGUCUCCUAAGGCCACUGGGAAUCGGAAUUGCCCAUCGGCCAGAAUCAACAAUCCGGCAUCUGGUAAUGAGACCCAAGACCCCGCUGCCACCCGGUGAAACAACAAACGUGAUUUAUCGGAUCCAAUGCAGCUCCUGCGAAAUAAACUAUAUUGGGGAGACCGGUAAACGACUCCAGACCCGUGUUAAAGAACACAUGAGGGCCGUAAGGAGGAUGGACCAGUUAUCCCUGGUGGCAGAACACUGCGCAAACUCUGGACACACAUUCGCUUUCCAGAGUGCCGAAAUCCUGGGCCGAGGAAAUGAUCGCGUGACCAGGGAAACAAUCGAGGCCUGGCACACCAGCACGAACUCCAUCAACCGCUGUGUAGCGCUUCCCGAAGCCUACCAGGCCCUCCGGACGCAGCUCAGAGAACAGGCGAACAAACGCGGGUUACGAGGACAAAGGAACCCAAUUACGGCCGGGUCCAUGGGGGACGCAAACGCGGCUGCACUUCAACUUGGAUCUGGCGAAGGUGCGAUCGCCACAACAGUCGCGACACCCACUUGUCCAGCCGGUGAGAAAACGGACGUUCGCAGUAACAUAAGCGGACCCGACGAAGGUGCCAGCGUCACUGCCACUUAUCCGGCAGGUGAGAACGUAGGCUGUCGCGGGGCCUUAAAGAAGAUUGCCAGCCGAGUACGAGAACUAAGAUCCACGGGGGACACAAACGCAGCUGCACUUCAACUUGGAUCUGGCGAAGGCGCGAUCGUCACAACAGUCGCGACACCCACUUGUCCGGCAGGUGAGAAAACGGACGGUCGCAGUAACAGAAACGGACCUGAAGAAGGUGCCAGUGUCACUGCCACUCAUCCGGUAGGUGAGAACACAGGCCGUCACGAGGUCGCAAAGAAGAUUGCCAGCCUAGGACGAGAAGUACGAUCCAUGCGAACACGUGCGAUGACGGCUAGCGCCCGAACGCCGGCCCCCGACGAGAGCUAA